UACGAUCGCGAGGCGAAAACCUUUGACGACGCCGUGAGGUCCAGUGAAUACUGGUCCGGCAUCGAAAACAUGCGCGCGUCGCUCGCGUACGGCGCCCGCGGCGACGUGUUGGAGGUGGCGUGCGGUACGGGAAGGAACUUUUCGUAUUAUGACCCGAAAAAAGUGCGCACGCUGCUGGCGAUGGACGCGUGCGAUGGGAUGGUGGAGGAGGCGCGCGCGAAGCUGCGGACGCGCGACGGCGGGACGACGGUGCGAGAGGCGAUCGUGACGCGAGGAGACGCGCAAAGGAUGAAUGUGAAGACGGGAAGCGUGGAUACCGUGGUGGAUACGUUUGGGUUGUGCAGUUACGAGGACGCGGUGGGGGCGUUGCGAGAGAUGAAGCGCGUCGUUAAGCGAGACGGCGGUCGGGUGUUGUUGCUCGAGCACGGACGAAGCGAGUACGGCUGGUUGAGUAAUAUUCUGGAUCAUUUCGCCGAUGCACACGCGCGACGAUGGGGAUGUUACUGGAAUAGGGACAUUUUGAAGCUAAUCGAAGACGCGGGGUUGGAAAUUGUGGAAAAAUCGACGCACCAUCUCGGCACCACGUUUGUCAUCGAGGCG
Messenger RNA from Ostreococcus lucimarinus CCE9901, 600 nucleotides. RefSeq lists its product with no specific name. The transcript has a single exon. The record is from RefSeq and is a predicted model, not a curated record. The annotation marks the transcript as partial. NCBI's taxonomy places the organism in Eukaryota, Viridiplantae, Chlorophyta, Mamiellophyceae, Mamiellales, Bathycoccaceae. Gene Ontology annotation, molecular function: S-adenosylmethionine-dependent methyltransferase activity.